GAGUUAGAGAUCUAGAGUUAAAGAUCUAGAGUUAGAGAUCUAGAGUUAAAGAUCUAGAGUUAGAGAUCUAGAGUUAGAGAUCUAGAGUUAAAGAUCUACACAGCUUCAGUUAUUACAGUUGGAAACUAGAGAUCUGACUGAACUUUGACCUGCACACAUAAAGACAGGUACACAACAGAAACAGUUCCUUUUGUGGAUUAAAAUGAUCGUUUCUGUGAUUUUAUUUAUUUACCCAUUUAUGCCUUAAAAUAAGUCAUCAUCAUGCAAGCCUUAAUCAUGGAGGGGGCAGUGGAGGAGCGUGUGAGCAGCUUCGAGUUCCUGGGUGUCCAAAUCUCCGAGGAUCUGACCUGGAUGACCGUCUGCUCCAAGUCGGCGCCUCUUCUUCCUGAGAACCAACUGACCUCAGAAUCCUGGUGAACUUUUACCGCUGCACCACUGAGAGCAUCCUGACCAACGGCACCACCCUCUGCUCCGCCUCGGACCGGGAGGCGGAGCAGAGGGUGGUGAAAGCUGCCAGCGCAUCACCAGAUCACCACUUCCUGCCACAGAGAACAUCUACAGGAAGGAGUGUCUGAAAAGAGCUGGGAAAGUCAUCAGACUCCUCACCCUGCUGGCCUCUGGGAGGCGCUACAGGAGCUACGGACCGGAACCACCAGUUUAACGGAUCCAGGUUGGAUCAAAGUUCCGAGAUUCUCCCGCAGACUGAGUCCAGAACCGGACCAGAACUACUUCUACGGACCAGAACCGCCUUGUUCCGUGUUCCGGUCCCAAAGCCCGGGGACGCUGAAGUCUCCUCGCCGCCGAUGCUAGCGUCUCUUUAACCGUCCAGCCGUUAGGUUCCGUUGGUCCAAACAUGGAGACGAACAUCACCCUGUUCGAGCUGCUCAACCUGUCCAUCGGUUCCCCUCACAAAGGUACGGUGAACUUCCACGCCCUCCACGCGCUGCUGCUGGAGAUGCUGAAGCUGCUGGACCUGCGGGAGGCCACGACCCGCUUUAAGUUCAGCCCUCCCGGGGACCGAGUGCCCGACGCCCCGCUGGCUGCUCCGGUGAUGGUUCUGACCCACCCCUCAGUGUCGGACCAGCUGGUUCCGCUCAGUUCCGACCUACAGAAACUGACAGACUCGGUCUCUGUUCUGGAUGGAACCGGAGGGGACGACCUCCGAACCUCCGGGGACGGAGUGUCACAGGCCUUGAAUCUCAUCGAGGAGCUGCAGAAGAACAGAGACGAUAUGAAGCAGAAGACGGAGCAUCUGCAGUCCAAGGCCUCGAACAUCAUUGAAGACCUGCAGAGAAACAGCGCAAAUCUGAGGGAGAAGGCAGAGGAGUUGCAGCACAAGGCCUUGAAGGUCAUCGAGCAGCUGCAGGACAGCAAAGAUCUGAAGGAGAAGACCGAUGACACGCAGCACAAGAUGGAGAUGCGGGCAGGUCUGGAGAACUGCUGCCAACGUCUGGACGUCCUGGACAAGGCAGUGGAAUCCAUGCAGGAACUCUUCCAGAUGUAUCCGGACCCAGAGGAGCUCAACCAGUGUGUGACCUGGGUCCAGUUGGUUGAGAAGGACAUGGAGGUUGAUGAGAACCUGGUGACUUCAGAGGUUCUGGACCAGCCCUGGUUGGUAGAACAGACUGGACCUGACCCUUCAGCACCGUCCUCUGGUGUCCCGGCGCCAUCAACUGGUGUACCGGUGCUAUACUCAUGUGACAAUGAGCCGUCCUCUGCUGCAACUGCGCCGACCUCUGGCACUUCUGCGCCAGCCUCUGGUGUACCAGUUCCAUCCCCAGGUGCCUCUGCACCAUCCUCUGGUGCCUCUGCGCCGUCCUCUGGUGUCUCAGUGCCGUUGUCUGGUGGUCCCCUUCACCCAGAGAGCUCCCCCCCGUCUGCUGCUCCAUCUUUUCCAAGCAUCUCUGCCAAGGAUCGGUCCUUGGAAGCAGCAGCAGACUCCACUCAAGCCUCCUCUGAUGGGUCUGAAGGCGGAACAAUAGCUGGGGACCGGGGCAGAGCCACAGAACCACAACCUGUGACCUCAUCUGUCCUUCCAGGGUCCACCCCAGAGACUGUACCACAAGCUGGAGCACAACCUGGAGCACAACCUGGAGCACAAGCUGGAGCACAACCUGGAGCACAAGCUGGAGCACAAGCUGGAGCACAACCUGGAGCACAACCUGGAGCACAAGCUGGAGCACAACCUGGAGCACAACCUGGAGCACAACCUGGAGCACAAGCUGGAACACAAGCUGGAACACAAGCUGGAGCACAAGCUGGAGCACAACCUGGAGCACAACCUGGAGCACAAGCUGGAGCACAACCUGGUGCACAAGCUGGAACACAACCUGGAGCACAACCUGGUGCACAAGCUGGAACACAACCUGGAGCACAAGCUGGUGCACAAGCUGGAACACAACCUGGAGCACAAGCUGGAACACAACCUGGAGCACAAGCUGGAGCACAAGCUGGAGCACAAGCUGGAACACAACCUGGAGCACAAGCUGCUAAGGUGGCCUCCAGCAUCACUCCUGCGUCUUCUACAGGGAUUCGUGGAGAUCUGAAGAGACCCUCGGAAUCUGCUAUGAGUAAGACCUACAGCCUGCAGAUGGAGGAGUUUUUGAAGAACAUCAGGAAGUUACAGGAGAGGGUCACCCAGCUAGAGGCCCAGACAAGGAUUCUGGAGGAGGAGAAAGUGGACUGGACCGGGUUGGCCCAGUUUAUCAGCUCCAGAGGUUCUCUUGACGUCCCUGGCAGCACGACGGAUCAGGUGCAGCAGCACCAAGCUCUGAUGGAGAACCUGAAGACCGAGGACAAGCUGGAGCAUCUGGAGGACAUGUUGGACAACCUCAGGAGCCAGGAGACGGGCAGCAGUGCAUCAGGAGCGGCAGAUCAUCCUGAUCCAGGGAUUAAAGAUCUCACUCAGCAGGUGUCUGACCUCAGGUCUUCCCUGGUCCAGGUGGAGCAGGAGGUGGAGCUCCUGAAGGAGAAACAGGCUCAGAGUGAGGAGAGAGCUGCAGACCAUCUGCAGGACCAGCUGAACGACCUGCGGGGGACGUUGGAGGACACCAUUGUGUCUCUGUCGUCCCAGCUGUCCAGCAGCCUCCAGCAGGAGGUGGAGAAGAAGACGGAGGAGGCGGAAGAGGAGGAGGCGGAAGAGGAGGAGGCAGAAGAGGAGGAGGCAGAAGAGGAGGAGGCAGAAGAGGAGGAGGAGGCAUUCAGCGGCUCGGUGGAGGUGGGCCGGAAGCUCAGCCUGCUGUUCCAGAACUAUGAGCAGCUGGAAGACACGGUCAACCUGCUGGUCCAGCAGCAGCAGCAGGGCUCAGCUAGGGACGGCCUGGACGAGGACCGAGACAUGGGCAGGAGCCUGGACCUGGUGUACGACGUCCAGAGGGCCAUCCAGGAACUGCAGGCCGAGUGCGAACGCCUGCAGGAGGCAACCAGGAGUCUGCAUGAGGACAACCAGCAGAAGCAGGGACACAUCGAGGAGCUCUACAAGACGGCAGAGGAGCUGCAGGUGAAAAAGGCCGACAAGCUGAUGGUGGAGAGCGAGAUUAAAGCGGACAAGCUGGCCCUGGACAGCAAGGUGAGCCGUCUUCAGUUCGACGCGGCGACGGAGCAGCUGACCUCCAUGUUCCAUGAGCUGCUCAACAAGAUGACGGGUCAGGAGCACGACUGGCACCAGCUGGUGGACAAGCUGUCCACCGACAUGGAGUGCAAGCUGAACCGAAUGGAGUUGGACUCGGUGAAGCUGCAGCUGGAGGAGCGCUGGCGCAGCAUCCUGAAGAAGCUGCAGACGCAGAGCGCGCCGCUGGAGGACGACGCCGCCGGCAUCAGGAAGAAGCUGCUGGAGCGGUUCCAAUGCCUGUCCUGUGACCGCGUCAUCAUGAAGCAGACCCCCGGCCCCAUUGUGCAGACGCUGCCGACGUUCCCUCCUUUCCCCGCGCCGAAGUCCGCCCGGCCCUGGACCAUGGAUCAGAUCCGCCAACACUACCGCAGCCUGACGCCCGGAACCAGCCAGCGCCGGGUCCAGCUGCAGAAGAACCACGCCGACAUGCUGCGGCAGCUAGACAGCAUCGAGCGCCAGCGCCGCCUCCGCCAGCGCCCCAACCGGGUCGCCGAGUCGCCAGCCCGACCAGCCGGAGUGCCGCACGCCAGCACGUCUGCGGGUCAGCGCCGCAGCGGCCCCCAGCACCACCGACUGCCGACCCGGGCCGAGGGCGUGGACCUGAUGCAGGAAGCCGACAUCAUCGGACGAGACGGGCGGAUCUACAAAGGACGCUUCAACAUCGGCCAGCUGAAGAGCCCAGAAACCAAGUUGCCCAACAUCGUCUCCAGAGACGGUAAACUGAAGGAGAGGACCAGGAGCGCCCCCAAAGCCCCCGCUGCGUCUCCGGAGGCGGAGCCUAGCCCUCUGGCCACGCCCCCGUCUCUCAGCACCAAAAGCCUGCAGCCCAGCCGACCAGCCUCCAGCGGUUCUGGUCCGGACUGGGCCGUGUCGCCUCUGGGCUCCGUCAGUCCGCUGUCAGCAGCAGAGAGCGAGCCGCUCGGCCUGUAGGGGGCGGCGCUGAGCCGAAGCGCUGCUGCUAAUAUUUUCAGAUCAGUUCAGGAAUAAAGCUCACUGAACACGUC
Xiphophorus hellerii (green swordtail) is the source of this 4614-nucleotide messenger RNA. RefSeq names its product glutamine-rich protein 2. Lineage: Eukaryota; Metazoa; Chordata; Actinopteri; Cyprinodontiformes; Poeciliidae. The record is from RefSeq and is a predicted model, not a curated record. The transcript has 24 exons. The coding region runs from base 854 to 4540 and encodes 1228 amino acids.